Argiope bruennichi is the source of this 600-nucleotide messenger RNA. RefSeq lists its product as uncharacterized. The record is from RefSeq and is a predicted model, not a curated record. NCBI's taxonomy places the organism in Eukaryota, Metazoa, Arthropoda, Arachnida, Araneae, Araneidae. Bases 1 to 600 code for a protein of 199 amino acids. Gene Ontology annotation, molecular function: nucleic acid binding; RNA-DNA hybrid ribonuclease activity. Gene Ontology annotation, biological process: DNA replication, removal of RNA primer. The transcript has 2 exons.
AUGACUCGGAAUCCAACAGAAAAGUAUCUCAAACCCUGGGAUAUGCUUUAUGCUUUGCCACCCUGGGAUAUCCCAGAAAUAUCAUAUCUUAACCCUUUUCUCGCUUAUGACAAGUCUACCACUUCAUCUGUUGUCUUUCAACAACUUUUUCUAUAUCACCGCAAUGAAUAUUCUACACACAUUCCUGUUUUUACGGAUGGCUCAAAGACAGCUCAUCAAGUAGGUUGUGCUGUCGUCAUUGCUGAGGACACAGGCAGCUUUCAGUUGAGUACUUUGUGUUCAGUUUUAACUGCUGAACUAAUGGCAAUUAUGAUUGCUCUUGAAAAAAUUUCUAACCUCACUUACCACAAAUUCUGCAUUUAUUCUGAUAGUAUGAGUGCUCUGGAGGCCCUCAGCCAUCCUCAUACUAAAACACAUCCACUAGCUGUAGAUAUCCUACAUCUUUGGAGAGAUUUGCAAGCUCAGAACUACCAAAUUUUAUUUUGUUGGUUACCUGGCCAUGUUGGCAUUGUUGGCAAUGAAUCUGCUGAUGCUGCAGCAAAGACAGCAUCCACUUCUCUACAACGAGCUAUUCCCCUGACAUCACUUUGUGGCCGGUAG